GCAACACAUAUCCCAAUGGCGUUAAUUUGUCCAUCCCUUCCCUUCAAAUUCACACCAAUUAUUUCCACCUUAUUCCUUCUAUUCAUAAUGCCAAAACCAAUAGCCAUAGCCGCUUGCCCCUACACAUCCAUCUUUGCAUUUGGGGACUCUCUUACAGAUGUGGGAAAUAGGGUUCUUCUCUACCCUAACCACUCUCACAUGGGCGAACCUCCUUAUGGAGAAACCUUCUUUCACCAUCCCACUGGUCGCUGCUCCGAUGGUCGUCUCAUCAUAGAUUUUAUAGCGGAGUACUAUGGACUGCCAUUUAUGCCUCCAUCGGCUAGUGUUAUGAUGAACGGCGGCGGAAACGGGUCAAGUAUUGACGGAGGUGUGAAUUUCGCGGUUGCCGGAGCUGCGGCAGUCGACUCGGCGUUCUAUGAAGAAAGAGGAAUAGUUAAUGUGGAUACAAAUUGCUCCCUCAGAGUUCAAAUGAGAUGGCUCAAUCAACUCUUGCCAAUUUUCUGUGCCUCACCUUCAGAAUGUAAAGAAAAGCUUAAAAGCUCACUAUUUGUGUUGGGACCUUUCGGGAGCAACGAUUAUCGUCGUGCACUAGGCUAUGGAAAAGACAUAGAAGAGAUAAGAUCAUAUGUCCCUCUUGUUAUUGAUGUCAUUACCACAGCUAUCAAUGAUUUGAUUGAACUCGGCGCAACGACAAUCAUGGUACCUGGCAUAUUACCAGAUGGUUGUAUAGGCAGUGUCCUCACAGAAUUUGAAAGUGACAACAAGGAAGAUUAUGAUCCUGAUACUGGUUGUCUUACUUGGGUAAAUGAAUUGUCUGAGUACCACAAUCAACAUCUUCAACAACGACUCAACACCAUUCAACAUCAUAAUCCUGAUGUUGUCAUAAUCUAUGCUGACUUUUACAAUGCUACUAUGGAACUUUAUCGUCAUCCUGAAAAAUAUGGAUUCAUAUCAACCCUGGUGGUUUGUUGUGGUGAAGGUGGAAAAUAUAAUCUCAAUAAAGAUGUUGGAUGUGGCGACGUACAAGUAAAGAGUUGUCCUGAACCAUGGUUUUAUAUUGAUUGGGAUGGAAAUCACAUGACAGAUAGAGCAAAUAAAAUAGUUUCCAUGGCUCUACUGGAUGGAACUUGUACGAGUCCAUCCAUCAACACUUUGUGUGAUUCAUUUAAAAAAUCCGCCUACUACAUUUAAAGAUAUACCUUUUAAAAUGAAGUGUUUACCAAUGUGUUCUAGAUUACUAAAAUUCCCUAUUGAAUGAAUGUCAAUGUUAAUUCCCAAUUAA
Messenger RNA from Ipomoea triloba (trilobed morning glory), 1282 nucleotides. Its product is annotated as GDSL esterase/lipase At1g28610-like. The record is from RefSeq and is a predicted model, not a curated record. The transcript has 5 exons. The coding region runs from base 16 to 1191 and encodes 391 amino acids. Gene Ontology annotation, molecular function: hydrolase activity, acting on ester bonds. Lineage: Eukaryota; Viridiplantae; Streptophyta; Magnoliopsida; Solanales; Convolvulaceae.